Molecule: messenger RNA, 3175 nt
Organism: Wyeomyia smithii (pitcher-plant mosquito)
Lineage: Eukaryota; Metazoa; Arthropoda; Insecta; Diptera; Culicidae
Gene: Top3beta
Product: DNA topoisomerase 3-beta
Exons: 9
Coding region: 541-2946 (801 amino acids)
Biological process (GO): DNA topological change
Cellular component (GO): nucleus
Molecular function (GO): DNA binding; DNA topoisomerase type I (single strand cut, ATP-independent) activity
Source: RefSeq, a predicted model, not a curated record
CUGGUAAUAUUUUCUUUGUGUGUAGUUCCUUACAGCACUUUUUCAGCAGUGUUUGAGAUACAGUCGUCGUUCGCUAACUGCAACAUGUUUACAUUGCAGUUAUCGAAUGCCGUUCGAUAACUGCAACACUUGACACAUGCCGAAAUUUAGAGGGGGGUCCGUCACUACAAUUUUUGUUUUCAAUGAUGUCGAAAUGUAUUUUUUUUUGAAGAAGUACAUAGUAGCAAAAAUAGCAGAAAACUAAAAUAGUAACUACUUUACAUAACCAAUAUGUAGGCGAAGAUAAAGUUUAUCACUACAGAAGACCAUUUUACGAGACGUUUCUGAACUCAAUUCAUGAAUGAAAUUUUGACAGGAAGCUCGGAACCGCUUACAUAACGCAAGUAAAAGCAACAUGAAUGUCAGCAGGAUCCGUGACGUGAAAGCUAGCCAAACAAUGCACAAGGAUUUUUUUUCUCUUAUAAUAAUUACGGUUUAAAUAAUGCCUGUUCCGUUCAUGAAUGGUACGGUAAUUUUUUGGGAGAGCUGACGCGUUUUAAAAUGACCUCUGUAUGUGGUCAUAUUAUGGGAUUGGAAUUUGCAGGAAAAUUCAACUCGUGGGACAAGGUUGAUCCAGCUGAAUUGUUUACAUGUACUGUGGAAAAAAAAGAAUCGUCACCAAAUCUUCGAAUGCAAGCAUUCCUUAGUCAAGAAGCCAAAGAAUGUAAUUAUUUAAUUUUGUGGCUUGACUGUGAUAAGGAGGGUGAAAAUAUUUGUUUCGAAGUUAUGACCGCAGUUUCAGGAAACAUUCGAAAUGUAUUUUCGGAUGCGGUAACGUUUCGCGCCAAGUUUUCAGCUAUUACAGAAAAAGAUAUUAAGCAUGCGAUGAAAAAUCUUACUCACCCUAACAAAAAUGAAGCGAAAUCGGUAGACGCUAGACAAGAGCUAGAUCUUAGAAUUGGAUGUGCUUUUACAAGAUUCCAAACAAAAUUUUUUCAAGGAAAGUAUGCCGACCUAGAUGCAUCACUUAUAUCAUAUGGACCAUGUCAGACACCAACUCUAGGAUUUUGUGUUCAGCGGCAUGACGAUAUCCAAACGUUUAAAUUGGAGAGUUAUUGGUUUAUUCAAGUGCUACUUGGUGGCACACCAGAGGUGAAACUAGAUUGGUCAAGAGUUAGAAUAUUUGAAAAAGAUGUAGCAGUCAUGCUUUUUAAUAAAGUUAAAGAACACAAGGAAGCUUUGGUGGAUAGUAUUACUUUUAAGGAUAUGUACCGUAGCCGCCCACAAGCACUGAAUACUGUGGAAUUGAUGAGAGCUGCCAGCGCAAAACUUAACAUUGGACCACAUUCCACCAUGCAAAUUGCUGAGAAACUUUAUACACGGGGUUACAUAAGUUACCCUCGCACGGAAACAACACAGUAUCCUGCUAAUUUUGAUUUAAGGGAAGUUAUUAGGAUGUUGCAACCUUCAGCUGAUUUCGGUGAGGAGGCUUGCGCGAUUCUUCAAGACAUGAACUGCCCGCGAAAAGGUAACGACGUUGGUGAUCAUCCACCAAUCACACCAAUGAAAUUAGCAUCCCGAAACGAUUUUGAUGGUGACACGUGGCGAGUAUACGAUUAUAUUUGCCGUCAUUUUCUUGGAACAAUUUCACGCGAUCUCAAGUAUCGCUCAACAAUUGCAACAUUUACAAUAGGCGAAGAACGUUUUACGAGUCAUUCAGAUGUCUUAAUUGAGCCUGGUUAUACAAAAGUAAUAACAGGGUAUGUGUUUAAUCAAAGCGAAAAAAAUGUGUCGUUUUCUGCCAAUGAAAAAGUAAUUAUAAAGGAUGUACGACUCGUUGAGAAUCAAACUAGUCCACCUGACUAUUUAACUGAAUCGGAGCUCAUAUCACUGAUGGAAAAGCACGGGAUUGGAACAGACGCUUCCAUUCCGGUUCACAUAAACAAUAUUUGCCAGAGAAACUAUGUAACUGUGGGUGCGGGACGCACUUUAAUUCCGACUAAUCUAGGAAUCGUAUUGGUACAUGGUUACCAAAAGAUAGAUCCAGAGCUGAUUCUUCCUUCAAUGCGAUCUGCUGUUGAACAACAAUUAAAUUUAAUCGCCCUGGGAUCGGCUGAUUACUUUUCAGUAUUAAAACAUGCUGUCGAAAUAUUUCAACUUAAGUUUUUAUAUUUUGUUCAAAACAUUAGUAGCAUGGAUAUUCUGUUUGAAGCAACGUUUUCCUCCUUAUGUUCCGCAGGAAAAUCUCUUUCUCGUUGCGGAAAAUGUCGACGAUAUAUGAAAUACAUACAAUCCAAACCUGCGAGGCUGCAUUGCUCACAAUGUGACGAAACAUACACAAUGCCGACAAAAGGAACAAUACGUGUAUAUAAAGAGCUUAAAUGCCCUUUGGAUGAUUUUGAGCUACUUGCUUGGUCUAGCGGAGCCAAGGGCAAAUCAUUUUCGUUGUGCCCAUACUGUUACAACCAUUCACCUUUCAGAGGCAUGGCUAAAAACUCAGGGUGUAAUAAUUGCCCCCAUCCGUCUUGCACACAUUCUUACUUAAAUCUGGGCGUAUCCAGUUGCAUCGAAUGUGAACAAGGUAUUCUCGUAAUGGAUUGCACUUUGUCCCCAAAAAGUUGGAAACUAGUUUGCAAUUUUUGCGAUGUCAUCAUUAAUUGCUUCGACGAUGCAUUUAAAGUGAAUGUUGAAGCUGAUUCCUGUGAAGAGUGUGGCGCGCAAUUAAUCACUGUUUUAUACAAGUCUGAUAAAACGCCAUUUAAGAAUGAUGUAACUGAAAUGAAAGGCUGUAUAUUUUGUUUUAUAGAUUUUUUUCCAAUGAUUGAAAAGCAUAAAGCUGUUGAAGUACGCCGUAGUCAAGGUGAGCGGUAUCGCGGUCGCAGUGUUCGAGGAGGAACCAAGAGUGGCAAAGUUCGCUACAAGCCACCCAAAGAUAAAAUGGCGAAGCUGGCGGCCUAUUUUGUGUAAUAAGUUAUAAAUAAUUAAUAUUUUUCAUUAAUUAGGCGUUUAGCAUCGAAACUGUCCUUUGCCAAAGGUAAUCAAACAAUUACAAUAUAUUAAUUUCCAGUACAUUUCGGGAGCAGGAUGCUUUGUUUGUACACAAGACCUUAGUUUCGAGACAGCAGUAGAAGCUAGAUCAAUUUUCACAGCUUUGUUGAUACAAAGGAAAGAACAAAAUAAACUAAGUUGAACGUCA